Molecule: messenger RNA, 1032 nt
Organism: Penicillium samsonianum
Lineage: Eukaryota; Fungi; Ascomycota; Eurotiomycetes; Eurotiales; Aspergillaceae
Product: TBP-associated factor 8 family protein
Exons: 2
Coding region: 1-1032 (343 amino acids)
Biological process (GO): transcription initiation at RNA polymerase II promoter
Cellular component (GO): transcription factor TFIID complex
Molecular function (GO): protein heterodimerization activity
Source: RefSeq, a predicted model, not a curated record
AUGGCCAUGGCGACAUCGGGCGCACAAGUUAAACGACCGUCUUCAUCACUCGAUCAGAACCACCCGAAGCGGAUAAAGCGUCACUACCAUCACCAUCAUCGUUUACAGGAGCCGGUGGUCCUCCCAUCCACGUCCGAGCCAGUCGUGCAAGAUGACACCCACCUCGACCAAUUGAUGAAUCGUGCAAUCGGCCAGACUUUGAAGGACUCAGGGUUUGAGUUGGCCGAUCCAGCCGCACUGUCGAGUCUCUGCAGUGCUACUGAGGAGUACAUGCUACGGCUCUCCACAUUCAUCCGUCAGUCUAUGCUAUCUGCGCGACGCGUCCAACCAAUCCCGCAAGAUUUCGACCACGCCAUGAAGCGUUUCCGCCUUAAUCCCGAUGAUCUUCUCCCUCAUCUCAAAUCAGCCCUCCCAAAAAAACCCACGCCGACAUUAUUACCAUCUCCCCCACCAGAGAAUGAAAUAUCCAAAUCUCUCCCAUUUCUCACGGCGCUGAGCAGUGAAGACGACCGCGCAAAUCGUCCCUACAUCCCCAAACAUUUCCCGAGCUUCCCUAGCAAACACACCUAUUCUGCCACCGCAGUUUUCAUCGGACGAGACAACGACCCGCGCAAGAUUAGGGAACGCGCCGCAGAGGAUGGACGGCAUGGCGAGGAAGCUUUGCGCAAGUUAGCGAGCGCCGCAUUCCGCGACAACCAGACGGGCUCGACUGGCCGCGAUAAGAAACUCUGGGGUCGGAGAACGGACAGUAUGGAAAGCAUGUUUGAAAAGACGAUCAAGGGACUAUCUAAAAAGCACAAGGACUCUCACGGCACAUUCACCAGCUCAGCCAUGGAUAUUGAUUCGGGACACCCGGCGGAUGCCGACACCAAGUCCCGGCUCAAGCUCUCAUGGAAUAUGGAGUUGGGCCCCAUUGUCAACUGUGAGCGAGAUCUCUGGCGCCGGACAAGCUCGAAUGCACGGAGAGGAGAGGAAAAGACCUCAAAGCCUCCAGCAAGUGUCGAACCAGCGGAUGUCAUGAUUGACAUGUAA